AUGGCUUCCAAGGACUCAUCCGCUCUUGCUCUUUUCUUUGCACUCAACAUCCUCUUUUUCACCUUAACUGCUGCAACUGAUUGUCGCUGCAGCCCAAGUCCAAAGUCCAGGCCAGUCCGACCUAGCCCUAGGCCGCUAGUCCCAAGUCCUUCGGUUCCCCCUAGGCCGUUGGUCCCAAGUCCUUCAGUGCCAAGUCCUUCGGUCCCCCCUAGGCCGUUGGUCCCAAGUCCUUCAAUCCCAAGUUCCGUUCCCCCUAGGCCGUUGGUCCCAAGUCCUUCAGUCCCAACUCCAUCGGUCCCAAGCCCUUUAAUCCCAACUCCAUCAGUCCCAAGCCCUUUAAUCCCAACUCCAUCAGUCCCAAGCCCAAGCACCCCUGGCUCAUCCGGAAACUGUCCUAUAGAUACCCUCAGGCUCGGUGUAUGUGGAAACGUACUAAGCGGUCUACUCAACGUGCGGUUAGGUCAGCCAUCAGUUCAACCAUGCUGCUCGCUCAUCCAAGGUUUGGCUGACCUCGAUGCUGCUGUUUGUCUCUGCACAGCUCUUAGGGCUAACGUUCUCGGCAUCAACCUUAACGUUCCCAUAUCUCUUAGCGUUCUUCUCAACGCUUGUAACAAGAAUAACCUUCCGUCCGGUUUCCAAUGCGCUUAA
Microthlaspi erraticum is the source of this 648-nucleotide messenger RNA. The record is from the annotation of a GenBank genome assembly. Lineage: Eukaryota; Viridiplantae; Streptophyta; Magnoliopsida; Brassicales; Brassicaceae.